Molecule: messenger RNA, 2598 nt
Organism: Pyrenophora tritici-repentis Pt-1C-BFP
Lineage: Eukaryota; Fungi; Ascomycota; Dothideomycetes; Pleosporales; Pleosporaceae
Source: RefSeq, a predicted model, not a curated record
AUGGACCUGUUUACAUUCUAUUCUCCCUCAAGCGUGCUAAUCUGCAAGCCAUGCGGCUACGCUGUCCCGCCUACUACGCUUUCUACCCACAUCAAAGUCCACCACCUCUACGAUGCGCGUCAUGCCGCUACAAAUCUCUUUAACGCCCCCCAAUCACGGAACCCAGCUACUCUGCUUGCGAACUAUCUCUGCGAUCGAUACCAACUCCUUGAUCCAGCCAUAGUAAAGCUCCCAACGCCGCCUGCAACAAACCUGCCUAUUCCUGAGCUUAAACUCCACCGCGGCUACCAGUGUACGCGCUGCAGUUUUGUGCUGCGCUCACAAGGAAAAGAAGCUGAGAUCUCUAUGGGAAGGCACUUCAACGUACAUCGCCUUGUGCCACGGAAGCCAGGCCGCCAAGCAAAGAUAGCAGGUAUACCGGCUCAGGACAGUGGACCUAUGUUCACUAAGGUCUAUUGCCAGCGCUUUUUCGCCGCAGGCGCGCAGAGCUCCUUCUUUACUGUCAAUGUCCCAGAUAAAGUGCAGGAGCUAGUGAAGAGUAGACCAAGAGGGCAUGCUGAUGUCUUCCGAGCCCUGAUCGAUGAGCAGCUCACAGCAGGGAACGACGAGCAGGACGCUCGAGCGCAGAUCUACAACAGCCAGGUCUCGAAGACUGAGGUAUCGCCAUGGCUUGAGAUGACGCGGUGGCCACGCUACUUCCACGGCCUGAACAUGGCUGACGUUGCGCCGCUGGCGUACGCAGCGAAUCCAAUUACUGAGCCUUCCCUUGUCCUCUUUGGAGAGAGCUUCGACCGAAUUAUCGAGCGCGCGCACCAAUCUAUCUGCGAGGACAAGAUUAGCGUCUUUGACCAGGCACAGAUUAACAGCUUUAUCGCCGGCCGUUCGGGCAAGCACGAUCGUAUGCUUAUAGUCAAGCUAGCUAAGAGCACGUUCCGCGCGUACAAGGGCAUCUGGAAGCGCCUUCUCUGCUUCGUGUAUCGAACAAGCCAGCCUACGCAGAGCAUCCCCUUGCUACACAGGCUCACUACCGCCCAGCUAUUCCACCUUGAUCGGGCCCUUCACCUUGCGGAGGAGCUCUCUUCCCUCUCGCGCCUACCUAGAAGCGACACGCCGCCUGCAGAAGGAGAGGGCGCAGAGGAGGUUGUCUGCGACCUCAACAGGGCCUGUCUGCUCCUAUGCAUUGCUCUACUCGACCACACAAUCCAAGGCGACCAUUUUGAGAGCGUAGUGUUAAGCUUCCUAGCUGUCCUAGGCAUUGACGAGAACCCUGGUGGCGUCUUCCGUGGCCCGCUGAUCUACUCGCCUGACCUAUCUAAGUUUAUCAAGAUGGCACAGAUGCUUGUAGUACAGCGAUCGGUAGUGGCUGCGGAAGAGGGCGAGGUAGAGCACCCAUCGGACAUGCUAGACGAGAUGAGGGAGCGGUUCAUGGCAUGCCGCCUGCGGUCGUACGCGAAGAAGGUGGUGAGCAACACGACGUCCCUUGGCUACAUUGCCUGGUCAGAGGACGGAAGCUCAGUCACAUACAAGGAUACGGGCUUUAGCAUGAACGCGCUACGUAAGUUUAUUGCUGUCGAAGUUAACAAGGCCCAGAAAGAGCUAGAAGGCCUGUUUCUCCUCCAUCCUGACGAAGCUCGCGACGAUGUAGUGCCGCAGGUCCUCCUCUACCGCCUCCAAGAUAACCACAGCAACGAGAAGAAGGGCUGGAACUUCCUUCAAGACCAGCGCAACGCGGACCAUCUUGAUCAAGGCGGCGAGAGAUGGCUACUUGACAGGGUACUUGAGAACGACUGGCUUAGGGACGAGAUGCUUACUAUAAGCCCGGAAUCGCAGCUUCAGUGGAAGAAGAAGGCGGUGCAGGCGUACUUUGACAAGGUGGACGCGUUCCUUGAGCGGCUGCUCCUCCUCAUCCACAUGACGGGUGGCCAGCCACCGCGCGGGACGGAGCUGAUCGGACUGCAGCACAGCAAUAGUGCCCAGGGACAGCACCGCGGCGUCUUUGUCGAAGAAGGCUUAAUUAGUACAGUCACCUCGUACCACAAGGGCUACAACAUCACUGGAUCUACGAAGAUUAUCCACCGAUAUCUACCUAAGGAAGUGAGCGAGCUGCUAGUGUACUAUCUCUGGCUUGUCCUGCCCUUCUGGCAGCAGCUAGAUAUCCUCGUGUACAAGCGCAAAGAUCCAGCUUCAACGUUUCUGUGGCCGAAAGAUAGAGGGACAUGGGAUCCAAGCCGGCUUACUAAAGUCAUCUCACGGGAAGCGCGUCUGUACCUCGACACCACACUUGGGAUCCAGACCUACCGCCACCUUGCUAUUGCUAUCUCUCGCCAACACCUGUUAUGCGGCGGUUUUAAGCGUGACUACAGCGUGGACAAGAAAGUCGCUGAUCAGCAAGCAACGCAUGGGACAUGGAUAGCGGGCACUGUAUACGCGCGAGGCCUGCAGGAGGCGCCUGGCCAUGUUAAGGCACGGAGCGCAGAGUAUCGAGCAGUCAGCCGGGAGUGGCAUAGUUUCCUUGGAUUUCGGACCUACCUUGGAGCUCGAAAACGCCCACUAGGUGAGGGUAGCGAUGCAGGAUCUCUAGCGAAGAAAGCCUGUUAA